Molecule: messenger RNA, 843 nt
Organism: Alternaria viburni
Lineage: Eukaryota; Fungi; Ascomycota; Dothideomycetes; Pleosporales; Pleosporaceae
Exons: 2
Coding region: 1-843 (280 amino acids)
Source: RefSeq, a predicted model, not a curated record
AUGGAACACAACACAAGGGAGGAGGAACGGGACUUGACUCACCUGCCGUUUCCCAAACCGAUCCCCGUCGAGGACUUCAAUGACCCCGCUGUCAUCAAUAGGAGCCCCGACGAUGAGCUGCCAAGUUGCGGGGGACACGGCACUUUAGAGAUUCUACAAGUGGCAAAGCUACUAGAUGCAGCUGGCGUUACCUGUUGUCUCGUUGGUAUUUCCGCUCUGAUCUACUACGGCGCCGGAAGGGACUGGGAGGUGUGCGUGCCCACAGAACAGCUUGAAGAAGUGUCUGCACUUCUGGGCUCAGCCGCCACUUACGAAACUUAUGCGCCACGCCCACCCGCCCCGCGGUCGCUACUGCACACUUUCCCCCGGUUCAAAGUCGUAAACAAAGCACUGUGCUUCACAUUGAUCCCCUCGGAAGACGCGCACAUCGAAUGCGUAUCCCCCAAUGUUGAGCGUAGCCACAUGGGUCUCCCGUACCCGAUACUAGAAGUAUUCGCACAAAGUCUUCUCGACACCAACGAUAUGGUUGCACUCACAGACCUUAUAGACGGCAUGAAUCUGACCGAAGAAUGGGGCUUAGAGCAUUUGAACCUUGACGCCGAAAAUGAUUUAGCGUGGGUAUGGCGAAAGAACGAGAAGAUCCGGGCUUCGGUCCCACUUGACUUCACCUCGUGUCUCCUGGAAAUUCCAAACAAACCGAUCAAUCUGAAAGAGUCCUGGAAUGACACUGUCCGAACCAAGGAGCGUCGUAUUGGCGCGGAAUUGGCCGAGGGAUAUUGGGCCACGCGGUUUCGUGGUGUAGCAUCCCCGGAUCCAAGGUCUACGGAGAGGGACUACGUAUAA